CGAAGAAUUGCUGUGAAGUAGUCUAGCAAGAUGUUGCACCACAAAAAAAAUUUGGUAACAAAAGAUCCUAGGUGUUAGUUAUAUGAUUAAAAGCUUCAUGGGUCGCCCGAAUGCUUCAGAAGAUGUUGAUUCUAUGUGGAAUAAAUUUUGUGCCGAUUUAGAACCUAUAAAGACGUUAUUGGGGAGUCAAAAAGAAUGCCAUGAAACGGCUGAGGAUGAAAAAGCAGACUUGGAAGCAAGGAUUGAAGCUUGUCGGCGUGGUUUACAAGCAACAAAAGACCAGAAAACCCAAUUAGAUCCUGCUAUACAAUCUUUAGAAGUAAUUAUCCACAUCUUAGAAAAAGCAAAUGAGAAGUCCGCAGCCUCUAUUAUGAAUAGCCCGUUAACGAGAAGUCGGCGAAACCGAAGCGCUUCACAAAUAUUUAUUCCUCCUGCACUAACCUCGGGAAUGUCUGUCGCUUUUCGCUUGCCACGAACUGAAGGGGGUGAAUGGAUUCAAUGUAUUAUUGUCAAGGUGACAGGGGAGGGUUCUAAGCAGAGGUAUGAAGUUCAGGAUCCCGAACCAGAUGAUGACGGCAAUGCAGGCCAAGUAUAUAAAACCGUUGCAAGUAAUCUUAUUUAUAUCCCACCGAAAACAGCUUCAUUGCCCACUCUUAGUCCUGGAACGGCCGUGCUGGCACGCUAUCCAGAAACAACCACAUUUUACAAGGCAGAGGUAAUACGAACAUUACCGAAUGGUUCCUGUAAACUUCGUUUUGAAGGAGAAGAGGAAGCUGGUAAGGAAACAACUGUGGAACGGCAUCUCGUAUUGGAAUAUAAUGGAUAAUUCUACUAUUUUUUUAUGGGAUAUUUAACUGCCCAAAUACUUCCAUAGAUAUUUCAUGCCUUUAAUUAUUAUAAUUACGAAUAUUAUUGAAAAACAACGCUUAAAUUAAACAUGACAGUUCCCUUUCUUUUGGGAUAUCUUCUCGCCUUUUUUUUAUUGCUUGCAAAAGUGAAGCAGCCUAAUAUGAAUGUAUUUUUUAACUUAAGUGAACAGAGAGGACAACAAAUUAAUAAGAAGAUACUUUAAAUAAAAAAACAACUAGGA
Molecule: messenger RNA, 1090 nt
Organism: Schizosaccharomyces cryophilus OY26
Lineage: Eukaryota; Fungi; Ascomycota; Schizosaccharomycetes; Schizosaccharomycetales; Schizosaccharomycetaceae
Product: SAGA complex subunit Sgf29
Exons: 2
Coding region: 83-826 (247 amino acids)
Cellular component (GO): SAGA complex
Source: RefSeq, a predicted model, not a curated record